GCCAAACAUCAGAGCACCCUAGAAAGCUUAACUAAAAGAAUGCUCAUGUUUGACCCAGUCCCUGUCAAGCAAGAGGCCAUGGACCCUGUCUCGGUGAGAGAUGUGCACCAGACUACAGCGAUCACUGUUCUAGGAGAUUAUGCAGCUUACGAUGAUAUGGAUAAAGAAAGAAAGGACAGAAGAACGAAACACACAAUCUUAAUGAGAAACUGACAUCGGAACCAGAUAAAGAUAAAUACUGCCUGGUGCCCUCCUCCUGAUACUCUGAUGAUCAGUAGGCUUAGAGUAGAGACCAGGCCAUCUGAGUUUUGAAAACAGCCCAGUCAUACCCGUCUAAUUACAUGGAGUCCAUGAAGCCCAACAAGUACGGAGUCAUCUACUCCACACCAUUACCUGAUAAGUUCUUUCAGACCCCAGAAGGCCUGUCGCACGGGAUGCAGAUGGAGCCCGUGGACCUCACCGUGAACAAGCGGAGUUCACCACCCUCUGCUGGAAAUUCUCCUUCCUCACUGAAGUUCCAGUCUUCACACCGGAGAGCCUCGCCUGGGUUGAGCAUGCCCUCUUCCAGCCCGCCAAUGAAAAAGUACUCGCCUCCUCCCCCGGGAGUGCAGCCCUUCAGCAUGCCGCUAUCCAUGCCGCCGGUGAUGGCCGCAGCCCUCUCCCGGCACGGAAUUCGGAGCCCAGGGAUACUACCGGUCAUCCAGCCGGUCGUGGUGCAGCCCGUCCCCUUUAUGUACACCAGUCACCUCCAGCAGCCGCUCAUGGUUUCCUUGUCAGAGGAGAUGGAGAAUUCAAAUAGUAGCAUGCAAGUACCUGUAAUUGAAUCAUAUGAGAAGCCUAUAUUACAGAAAAAAAUUAAAAUAGAACCUGGGAUCGAACCACAGAGGACAGAUUAUUAUCCUGAAGAAAUGUCACCCCCUUUAAUGAACUCAGUGUCCCCCCCGCAAGCAUUGUUGCAAGAGAAUCACCCUUCAGUCAUAGUGCAGCCCGGGAAGAGACCGUUACCUGUGGAAUCUCCAGACACCCAAAGGAAGCGGAGAAUACACAGAUGCGAUUAUGACGGAUGCAACAAAGUGUACACUAAAAGCUCUCACUUGAAAGCCCACAGAAGAACACAUACAGGAGAAAAGCCCUACAAAUGUACAUGGGAAGGAUGCACAUGGAAGUUCGCUCGGUCUGAUGAACUAACAAGACAUUUCCGAAAACAUACUGGAAUUAAACCUUUCCAGUGUCCAGACUGUGACCGCAGCUUUUCCCGCUCUGACCACCUUGCCCUACAUAGGAAACGCCACAUGCUAGUUUGAACGCCUCCGUCUCCCGCCUCCACGUGGCUCUCCACUCUCCCGGCUCUCUCUCUGUCCUCCCUCCAUUAUCUAACUCAUUUUUUACAUGUACAUUUUAAUUUUGAUUCAGCUGGUCUGAAUCUCUGGAUUUAUAUCAUUCACAAUUUCCAUAUGGUCAGUAGUAGAUACUCUUUAAUCCUCCCUCUCUUACCACGGGUCAGACCUAAAGAAUGUGAACACUUUUUUUUUUUUUUUCCGGGGAUGCUAAGCAAACCCUUCUUACAGAUACGUUUAAUGUAAUGAGAACAAGGGAACAUGUAAACUAAUGGCACCAAUUGUCAGUUUCUCCAUGUAUUCCUCAAAAGAAUGUCAAAGUAAAUGUAUUAGAAAUACAGUAUCCAGCCUGCUAGUCCUUGCCGGAGACAUUCAUACCUCUGUGCCCUUGAUCGCAUUUUGUGCUCAACAGCGGAAAGAAGGGUGGACCCUUUCAAGGUUAGCUAGAAGUGCAAUAAGAUUUCAGGCCAGAACAGCCAGCUCUUCCAUUGUCCUUUGUAAAUCUUGCUUGUCAGCUUGGAUUUAUCACUUCAUCUAAAUUAAGUCCUUUCUCCACCUUUGUGCCUGAAGCUAAUAAGGAGGUCUUUGCCACCAUUGGGAGAGGAGGCAGAGCUGCUCAUUUAGGUGGGUGAUGUCUGUCAGUUCAAGGGAUGGAAGCUAUACCUGCGUAGCAUGGAGUCAGAGCAAAGGGACAUUGAGCAGGGGACAAAGGAGGAAGCUGGCCAUUUCUCCUGGGCCAGGGGUUGUCAGUGAGGUUUCCUCAUUUGGUUAGUUGUGCAGUGCAUUCCCAGAGCUUCAGUCUGUAUGCACAUUCGGCUGUGUAGAACCAGACUGCAGAGCCAAAUACUGAUGGGUUAUCCACGCACCUAUCUCCAUUCCUACAAUGUCCUUAAUGUCAGUCAUCAAGCGUUGAUAGUAGGGAUGCCACAAAAAUAUUUGCUUAGUAAUGGUAAAAAAAUCUUCUAGGUAAGAAUAUGGAUGGCCUUUCUUUUACCCAACCUACUUAGAGCUUUUUUUGCAAAUAGGGAAAUGUUGAGUGGUAAUUGUAUUCCCAUAGCAAAUUAAUCAUACCUUUCAUACAGAAACUCUUCUGUGUGAGCUGUAAGGUGCCAAAUUGGCUGUCAUUUGUGUUCACAACACAUAUAUGUCAUAAAUAAGCAUCUGCUAAUGCUUUAGUAGAUUCAUUCGAUUUAAGACCUGAGCGACACUAUUUGUAAAUAUAAAUAGUUGUGAAGCACACAUACCUUUAUUUAGGGGACAGAUUUCAGAAAAAUAUAGAAAACUACAGUUCAGGGAUGCAUAAUGUAGCUCAAAAAUUCCCAGAAGUUUACUCUUGGAGCUGGCAAUCUCCUGUCACUAUCAAGUAUCCUGUCAGAAGAACAAACUGAAAAUGACUCGUGUUUAUAUUGAAGAUAAAUAACAUUGUUUGGGGGAAGUUUUUCAAAAGCAGGCUUUUGAGCACCAUAGUCUAAAUGCCAAUAAAAAUAAUUCGUGCAUAGAAAUGUCAUUGAUCCUAAAUUGGAAGACAGUGGGCAACGAUGGUCAUAUGUGGGUGCAUAUAACCCAAUGCGCCUUCAUCCCUCGAUAAAAGAUGGAGAAGAGAGAAGAAUGGAAUCCUGAAGAUCCAUCCCAGCCACAACUCAGGAUCCAACACAACCUUCACUGGGAGGAAUACACUGUUAAUUGUUCUUAAAACAUCAGUGAAUGAGUGAUUCUGGAGGCCUUCGAAUUGUGUGGGGAGCUUACUUUGAUGGCGCCAUGUUAAUAAAAGUUAGUUUGUAGGGCCUGUGCAUCUAGGAGAUCCCAGCCAUCAGCCCUCUGAACCUACUGGAAGGAAAUGUAGUUGAGAAAUGCAAAGUGAUUUGUUAUCUUGGCACUUGGUUUUCCUUUUCUUUUCUUUUUUAAGCACUGCAAAAUUUCUUUAGAAUAUUAAAACAUUCUAAUUGGUUUCUUUUUUUUUUCUUUUUUUGCAACUAUGACACGAAUUGAGGGAUAAAAAUGGCUCUUGGAAAAGUAGAUAUUGUCUAUAUUGUAAAUGGUCAAUCACAUUCAUGCCAAAGUGUUUAUUUCUUGAAAUGGUUCUUCCGCAACACACUGAAGAAUUAAUUAAGUUGGAAUGCAAGGAACUUUUUGGUUUGAUGGCGAUAACCAGUUUAUGUGUUCCAACCCAUAUAGAAGGUGGGAAAAGGGGCGAGAAAGGGUAGAAUUGAUCUUUGAAUAAUCCACUUUGAGUCUGAGUCCAGUUAAUAGAAGGCUUCAUGGGUUUCAUGAAAUUUGAUGUUUGCUACGGCAUAUUUAAAUUUUGUUCAAAAGAACAAUGAUGACCCUGCAAAGACUCUUACAUUACUAUUCAGCUUGCUUAGAUUAUGUUAACAGUUCGUGAACAAAAAUCCACUUUAACUCUGAAAGAAAAGCAACCCCGAGAGGCCAUUCUCUGUUCCCAUGCUGGUCUGUACACUUCACUUACCAAUUGGCUCUUACCAAAUUUUCCUUUUUUAUAUAUAUUUGUAUUUUACUAUGAUAGUUCAGAAAUUUAGUCUCUUAGUCAUUCUUAGCUGUUAUUGUGGAAGACCUCAAAUACAAGGUGACAUGCCCUUAAACAUGUGGUUUGAAUGAUGUGCCAUGUUACUAUCAAUGGUGAUUUUAAUUGCAGUAUGUUAAAUUGAUGAGAAUGAUCUGUAAACAUCAAGUUAGUCUUGUAUAAAUUCUGUUUGUUAUAGAAUUUCUUUGAUUAUCAUCCAAGUGUCAUCUUGAGGAAAAAGUCAGAAAAAUUAAAUCUGAAUCCAUCAUAUUUUAGAGUUCUAAAAUGUGAACCUACAUCAUCAGUGGGCAUUAACAUUCUAAAUUGCUUGGUUUGGAGAAUGUGUUAGCAGUAGAGCUGUGUUCAACUAAAGAAAUGCUAAGUACACAGACGUUUCAAGAGCCUUGGACCAGAUUUACAAGGAAACUAUAUAUGUACGUGUAUAUUUCAUUAAACACCCAUCUGCACUAUCUGUUGCACUAAUGUGGAAUUUAAAAGAUAUUGCUGAUACUGUAUAUCUGCACAUCACUCUUAAUUAGAUUGUUUUAAAGACAAUCUCAAAGAUGUAAGGUUUUAAAAUACUUUGGUUUGAAAAUAUACAGUCAUCUUGAAAGAAUUGCUGUCACACAUGAAGUUGCUCAGAGUUGUCUUUAUUCUCUUCUUCGUCAAGGUUAACAAUUUCUAAAUGAUUGCAAAUUCACUUAAGAAAUAAUACAUUUACAAAGCCAUUUUACAUGCAUUAAACGAGGGCUAUAACAAUAUAAUGUUUUACAAAUACUAGCACUUUUUGUUUGGUUGUUUUUUGGGUUUUUUUUUUUUUUUUGCUGUUAUGUACUUAGUGUUAGAGAGUCAAAAUAAUCUUUCUGCUUAGCAUCUCUUAAACUAUACCUGCAAGUAUAGCAGGAUUAUUACAUUUACAGUACUUUAAUACUUGUAUAAACUAUGCAGAAAUUUUUAAUAAAGUGUAAUAUAUUUUAUAAGCUAAUAAGACUGAAUGGGUUAAAGGUUUUUAGCAUGCAUUAGUAUACUUGCAAAUACUGAAACAUUUUGGUAAUCUUUCUUACUAAAGAUGUGAAUGUUUAAUGUACCUUCUCUGUUUCUACUCUGUAGUCCAAUGGGAAUUCAGUAAUGACAUUUUGUCAUGUCAAACUGUGAACAUAAAUUUGUACUGUACAGUCCUCAUAUACUAUAUACAGUAUGCAAUAUAUGUAUUAUAUACUUGUUAAUAAAACCAUCAGAAUAUUAA
Molecule: messenger RNA, 5104 nt
Organism: Equus quagga
Lineage: Eukaryota; Metazoa; Chordata; Mammalia; Perissodactyla; Equidae
Gene: KLF3
Product: KLF transcription factor 3
Exons: 6
Coding region: 342-1304 (320 amino acids)
Biological process (GO): regulation of transcription by RNA polymerase II
Molecular function (GO): DNA-binding transcription factor activity, RNA polymerase II-specific; RNA polymerase II cis-regulatory region sequence-specific DNA binding
Source: RefSeq, a predicted model, not a curated record